Molecule: messenger RNA, 1428 nt
Organism: Penicillium daleae
Lineage: Eukaryota; Fungi; Ascomycota; Eurotiomycetes; Eurotiales; Aspergillaceae
Product: Cytochrome b5
Exons: 2
Coding region: 1-1428 (475 amino acids)
Cellular component (GO): endoplasmic reticulum
Molecular function (GO): oxidoreductase activity; heme binding
Source: RefSeq, a predicted model, not a curated record
AUGUAUACACUCGACGAAGUGCAGAAACAUAACAAGGCCGACGAUUUGUGGAUUAUUCUGCAUAACAAGGUCUAUGAUAUUACCAAAUAUCUUGAAGAUCACCCCGGAGGCAGUGCUAUUUUGAUUGAAGUUGCUGGCACUGAUGCUACUGAAUCAUUUGAAGAGACUGGACACUCUGAUGAAGCCCGGGAAGAACUUGAGAAAUAUCAUAUUGGAGAUCUUCCAACUGAGGAGCACGCCGAGACCAUCGAAGUCUAUCGCCCGACCUUUGAACAAGUUGCUCAAACGGCAGCAAUCAAUGUGAAAAAAACCUCUAAGCACUCCGCCAUUGCCAUUCUUGUCAAACUUGGCUUUACUGGCGCUCUGGGUGCAGCAGCAGUCCAUGGCUACCGGCAAGGAUGGAGACCCACUCUUGAGUCGCUCAAACAACUGUCAAUCCACGCUUCGACUCUCCUCUCCAACCGCUCUACCUCCGGCCAGUUCUGGUCUGGAUUUGGCAUUGCAAGCGUUGCGCAGUUGUCUCUCACAACGGGCCUGACAAUGUGGCUAUCGACCAAGUUGGACGUUCAGCAGGAGUUCACCCACUACCCUCCACACCGCACCACACGCACCGACAAGAUCAUAUUCCGAAAGAGAUUGCCAGCAGAAAGCAGCAAGGCUGGCAAAUCGAAACGCGAGCCCCCACUCGAUCCUCGGAAAUGGAAGCAUUUCCCACUCGUCCGCAAGGACUCGGUUGCACCCAAUGUAUACCGCUUCGUGUUUGGUCUUCCGAAUACCGACGAUGUCCUGGGCCUCCCGACUGGUCAACACAUCGCGCUACGAGCUACAAUCAAUGGCCAAAGUGUCUCGCGCUCGUAUACCCCAGUCUCGAACAAUACGGACUUGGGACGAAUCGAACUGUUAGUCAAGGUAUACCCACAGGGCCUGAUGACCAAGCACCUGGAAUCUAUGCAAAUCGGUGACACGAUUGAAAUCCGAGGGCCCAAGGGUGCUAUGCAGUAUAGUACCACAUACGCCAAACAAAUUGGCAUGAUCGCUGGUGGAACUGGUAUCACGCCUAUGUACCAGCUGAUCCGUGCAAUCUGCGAUGACGAGACAGAUUCGACACAUAUGAGUCUCCUCUACGCAAAUAACACGGAGGAGGACAUCUUGCUGCGGAAGGAGCUGGAUGAUUUUGCGAUGAGAUUCCCGAACAAGUUUCAAGUGCAGUAUGUGCUCUCGCAAGCUGGAGAGAGUUGGAAUGGACAUAGAGGUUUUGUUAGCCAGGACUUGAUCAAGGAGUAUCUGGCGCCUGCGGAUGAGACCAACAAAAUGCUACUGUGCGGUCCGCCUCCGAUGAUCAAUGCCAUGAAGAAGGCGCUUGCUGGACUUGGGUGGAAAGAGCCGGGUGUUCUGUCAAAGGCUACGGACCAGGUGUUUUUGUUCUAG